AUGUCGUACCACAAUCAAGACCCCUCCGCCGCCGCUUCCUCCUCGCAGCCUUUCCGGUGGCACUACGCCGAGUUCGACGACAGCAACUUCCAAAUCCGUGGCCGCACGCUCUUCUUCGUUGUCGCCCUCUUCUCCGUCAUCCUCCUCGUCGCCCUCCUCUUCCUCUACGCCCGCUGGGUCUGCCGCUUCCCGCCGCUACCGCCGCCGCCGGCGACGCCAGCCCACUCCUCUCUUACAUCCCACGCGCCGUCGAAGGGCCUCGACGCCGCCAGCAUCAGCAGCCUCCCGAUAGUUCUGUACCGCGGCGGCUCGGACUCCGGCUCCGGCGCCGGCUCCGUCGAGUGCUGCAUAUGCCUCGGGGUGUUCGGGGACGGCGAGAAGGUGAAGGUGCUGCCGGGAUGCGGCCAUUGCUUCCACUCCGAGUGCGUGGACCGGUGGCUCACGGCUCAGUCGAGUUGCCCGCUUUGCCGUGAUUCGCUCCGUGUCGACUCGCCUGUUUGA
Striga hermonthica is the source of this 501-nucleotide messenger RNA. NCBI's taxonomy places the organism in Eukaryota, Viridiplantae, Streptophyta, Magnoliopsida, Lamiales, Orobanchaceae. The record is from the annotation of a GenBank genome assembly.